Messenger RNA from Histoplasma mississippiense, 1209 nucleotides. RefSeq lists its product with no specific name. The transcript has 2 exons. Lineage: Eukaryota; Fungi; Ascomycota; Eurotiomycetes; Onygenales; Ajellomycetaceae. The record is from RefSeq and is a predicted model, not a curated record. The coding region runs from base 1 to 1209 and encodes 402 amino acids.
AUGAGGCUGUUCUCUUCAGUUGUCACAGCAGUGAUGCUGGUCAAUGCGUCAAUGGCGUUCAUCCAGACAGCGCAAUUCCGCCCUGGCGAUGAAAAGGGCAUCUCUUACAGCGUCAACGUCCCACCUUCCACAGCCUCCAGGGGUCAAGGCCCCAUAUAUUUCCAAAUGGAAGCUCCCAGUGAUACGACUGAAUGGUUCUCCUUGGGUCAAGGAACGGGAAUGGCAGGUGCCAAUAUCUUCGUUGCCUACAUCUCAUCGGACAAGAAGAACAUAACUCUUUCCCCGCGCCUAGGGCGCGGCCAUAUGCUCCCCGAUUACAACCCCUCUGCCCAAGUCCGCCUCCUGGAAGGCUCGGGAAUCUCUAACGGAAAAAUUAUCGCAAAAGUGCUCUGCGAAAGCUGUAUGAGCUGGGAUGGCGGCUCCAUGAACCCUACGGAUACAAAGAGCCCCUGGAUCUGGGCCGUGAAGCGCGGCAACCCUCUCAACUCCGCCGAUGUCGAAGCGUCAAUUCCCUUCCACGACAACCAGGGCACGUUCACUUUCGACUUGACAGUGGACGCUGAUCGCGAGGAUGGCUCAAGUGGUUCAACGGCCGGCAUCUCCCAAAGGACCAUAGACAUCAAACGUGUGACACAUGGUAUCAUCAUGUCCGUCGUCUUCGUCAUUCUCUUCCCAACUUUCGCCCUGACCCUAUUCUUGGUCCCCUACUCGAAGACAGCCACACGCAUCCACGCACCCCUCCAGAUCCUCACGCUCUGUGCCGCCGUCACCGGGUUUGGUGUCGGUAUCUCCUUGGGCCUUGACCUGAAGAGGGCAACCAUGUACCACCCCAUAAUCGGGUAUGUGGUUAUUGGCUGGCUAUUGCUUUUCCAACCACUCCUAGGAUACUGGCACCAUCUCAACUACGUGCGCACUCGCGGGCCUAGCGCUAUGGGGCUGGUACAUCGCUGGGUAGGCCGGAGCAUGCUCGUGUUGGGUAUCAUAAAUGGCGGUUUGGGAUUUAAAUUUAGUGGCAUUGGAAAAGAAACGGUGCCUAAGUCCGGCGUUAUUGUCUACGCAAUCCUUGCAGGGGUCAUAAGUGUGGCGUAUAUUAUUACUUUGACAUGGGGAACUUCGAAGAAGAAGAAAAACCAGCAGCGGUUACGAUCCGAUGAGUCGUUCUUUGAUAGUGAAAACAUAAAGCUGGCAGACGGAAGGAGAAGGGGAUGA